AAGUUCCUCACACGUGAAGCAAAAAUUGCUUGCAACCCGAUAACGUCCCUCUACGCUCUAAAACCAAGGGAAGUUGAGAAGAGCAAGGCUUCAAUGAACAGAGGUCCUGGAGCAAAGGUAUUGGUAACAAACUCUGAUGAGAAGGCUGUCGCCACAAGCUGUGUGUUCUGUGAGAGGGAAGGUCACAGUCUACACAAGUGUUACAAAUUCAUGGAUGAGACGGUCUCUGAACGAGUCAAGUUUGUUCAAGAAAGGAAGUUGUGCUUUGGCUGUCUGAAGUCUGGCCAUCGCUCAAAGGAAUGUGAAAACAGAAUGAUCUGCAAUACAUGUGAAAGGAGACAUCCAACUUGCCUCCACGACAAUCGCACCAAGGAAGGAAGGAUGUUAACAAGGCCUAAUGAAGCAAGAGACCGUGAGCGGUCAACGGAAGGCAAGAUGAACCGAUCACAAGAUAAGACAACAAGAACCUCACCUGAAGCAACAUCCAAUAGAGUCAUCCAGCAUGUCAAAGACACCCAUACGUCCACCAUCAUCCCAGUGUGGGUGUCAGCCACAAGUGAGCCUAAUCGUGAAGUUCUUGUGUAUGCACUUCUGGAUACACAGAGUGACACAACCUUUCUCCUAGAAGACACUGCAAAAGCUCUACACGUGAAGAACGAACCAGUUCAGCUAAAGCUCUCCACAAUGGCUUCAAGAAACACAGUUGUGUCCUGUAGGAAACUGACUGGUCUACAAGUAAGAGGAUUUUACUCAGACAAGAUAAUCCAGCUGCCAGUGACCUACACAAGAGAAUUCAUACCUGCAAACAGAGAUCAUAUUCCCUCACCAGAGACUGCAAAGGCAUGGCCUCAUCUCGAACACAUCGCAGAUGACAUAGCUCCACAUCAAAGCUGCGACGUUGGCUUACUAAUUGGCUACAACUGUCCUCAAGCUCUCGUCCCAAGACAAGUGCUACCUGGUGAAGAAAAUCAGCCCUUUGCACUGAAAACCGACUUGGGCUGGAGUGUAGUGGGUUAUGGCAACCUAUGUCUCGAUUAUGGAGAUGCUAUUGGAGUGAGUCACCAGGUUAUCGUGAAGCAAGUGAUAUCAGGUAUUCAGUCCUCUUCAAACCUCACAAGCGAAGUGCAUUAUGUCUGUAGAACACAGAUCAAGGAAGUAGUCUCACCUGCAGCUGUCAUCAAGGUGCUGGAAGCUGACUUUGUGGAAAGAAUUUCAGAGGAAGGCAACAUCUCUCAAGAAGACCUCCGAUUCCUGUCAAGGAUGGAAAAAGGCAUCAGGCUCAAGGAGGAUGGUCACUAUGAGAUGCCACUGCCGUUUAAGAAAGAAAGACCCAACUUACCAGACAACAAGAUAUGUGCCAUCCAUCGUCUCAGGUGCCUAGAAAGGAAGCUGAAAAGAAAUGAACAGUAUUACAAAGACUACAAGACCUUCAUGGACGAGACCAUAACCCGUGGAGAUGCAGAAAAGGUCUCACAAGAAGACGUCAGUAAAGCUCCAGCAUGGUACAUUCCCCACCAUGGGGUGUAUCAUCCGCAAAAGCCUGGGAAAAUUCGUGUCGUUUUUGACUGUUCCGCGAGGUAUCAAGAGACAGCCUUGAAUGAUCAUCUCCUGACAGGUCCAGAGUUGACGAACACCUUGUUGGGAGUCCUUUGUCGUUUUCGUAGAGGUCCAGUGGCGAUCAUGUGUGACAUAGAACGCAUGUUUCAUCAGUUCCAUGUAAAGGCAGAAGAUCAGGAUUACCUACGUUUCCUAUGGUGGGAGAAUGGAAAUCUUGAAGCACAACCCUCCAUCUAUCGGAUGAAAGUCCACUUGUUUGGUGCAGUUUCCUCUCCUGGCUGUGCCAACUUUGGACUCAAACACCUGGCCGCUGAAGGACGAGGACGCUUCAGUGAAGACACCAUCCAAUUCAUCCAGAAGAAUUUCUAUGUGGAUGAUGGCUUGGCAAGUGUAGCAUCUGAAAGGCAAGCAAUCAAACUAGUGAAAGAAGCGAGAGAGCUAUGUAGCACAGGCAAACUUUGGCUACAUAAGUUCAUCUCUAACAGCAAGGAAGUCCUAGCCACAAUCCCUAAAGAGGAAUGUGCUGAAGCUGCCAAGGACCUGGACAUGGCACUGGGAGAACAACACAUGGAUAGAGCACUCGGUGUCCAGUGGUCUGUGGCUUCUGACGAAUUCCAGUUCAGGGUAAUUGUCAAAGAAAAUCCAUUCACCCAAAGAGGAGUCUUGUCCACGGUUGCCUCAGUGUAUGACCCGCUCGGAUUUGUGGCACCCUUCAUCUUGGUAGGAAAGCAGAUCUUGCAGCAGAUGUGUCGUGACAAGCUCAGUUGGGAUAACACCUUACCAGAUGACCUUCUACCCCUGUGGGAAUCUUGGCUCCAAGACUUGAAAAACCUGGCUGGUGUGAAGAUCUGGAGAUGCUACGCUCCACCAAGUUUCAAUGUCCAGCACUAUGAGCUCCACCAUUUCUCCGAUGCCAGUGUGACGGGCUAUGGAGUUUGCUCAUAUCGCAGAGCGGUCAGCACAUCAGGUGAAGUCCACUGUACCUAAGUAAUGGGAAAGUCAAGAGUCGCCCCUACUAAGGUGACGACCAUACCAAGACUAGAGCUGUCAGCAGCAGUGGUAGCUGUCCGCAUCAGUGUCAUGCUCAAGAAAGAGCUCGAAGUAGAAUGCCGUCAAGAAAUCUUCUGGACUGAUUCAAAGGUUUUACUUGGAUACAUCAGUAAUGAAGCCAGAAGAUUCCACGUGUUCGUAGCAAACCGCGUGGAACGCAUCACGCGAAGCACAGAGUCUGCACAAUGGAGGCAUGUAACUUCUGAGGAGAACCAAGCAGAUCACGCCUCAAGAGGUCUCACAGCAGGACAACAUAGACUCCAAACCGGUUCAUCUGGAGAGACCCAUAGUUAGAUAAUAUUUUGAACUAAUAUUUUAUAUGCAGUAUGUAUGUCUCUAAGUUUUAAGAAAUCACAUGUGAUUUGGUGGGAGUGUAACUGCCCCACAUUGGCAGUUAGUUAAAUUCUGAACCUCACGGUUUUUGGUUCCUACCUGAAAUAGUAGUGUUCCUAAGGGGGGAACUAAUUGCCGACUUAGUUUCCGGGGGGCACGGUUGUGGGCGCACACAGAAGCCAUGACUAAGAAGAAACCAAGAAAUACCUCUUAAGUAGUAAGCAGUGGACGAGAAUCCUCUGCACCUGAUGAGAGGAGAGGAACUGAGUAAGAUGGCCAAAGAUCACAGCCGUUGAUAAAAGAGAAGAGACAAUGAGAAAGCGGGAUGGAUGCUUCCCACACCCAUUCUGCACAGCUGGAAACAUAAUGUGAAUGGACAUUGCCCAUUGGACUUGCUGAUAUCAAUGCUGACUCCAGCAGCAACACUUGGUGCUCAGCGCAGAACAAGCCAAGUCCAUCCUGUAAUUCCCAUGCAUUGUUGAAAGGAGGAACGUACAAACAGGAAGAAGGCCUUUCGUCCCCUCAAGUCUUUCCCAGAAUUACAGUAGCCGGAACCAUGGAAUCCUGCAAUCAAGGAGGAGGCUCUUUGGCCCAUCGAGUUGACGCCAACCAUUAAGCAACAUUUGUAUGUUGAUCCCUUUCAAUUCUUCUCACAUUCCGAUCAGUUCUCCCCCAGAUUCCACCAGUCACCUAUACGUUAGAUGCAAUUCAAAGCAGUCAAUAAACUGAGUUGCACGCAUGCAGGACUUGAAUUUAACGGUUGCCCGGGUGCCAAUGGUGACUUAAAGUCCCGCCAGGCAACCUAAAAGCCAUGCCAUUUUGACCGGCUUGGCAAGCACCCGAGAUACCUAUCGUUCAACUCUGAGCGGGCCCCCCUAUCUAUCUCUCUCUCUGUCACUCUCCGUCUCCGCCCGCCAUCCGUAUCUGGGCCGCCGGUUCUCCGCUCUCCGCCCGCGUCUCAUCCGCCGGCACGGCCGGCCGCCUUGCGCAUGCGCAAUGCCACGGCUUGGUUUCCUGGUCCUCCAAAAAUAUUUCAAAUGGAAUUUAAGCUGGAGUGGACCCUCCACCACCAAACUCCAAACUCUGAAAAAUAACAGCCUAUUGCACUUUAUUUGUUUAUUGAUUGUGUAUAUAUAUGGUCUAUGGUAUAUAGACAUACUGAACCUCCUGUUACAGAAUCUCCUGUUCUGUAUUAUGUUUACAUAUUCUGUUGUGCUGCAGCUUUCAUCUGGGACACAUGGCAAUAAAACUCUCUUGACUCUU
Molecule: messenger RNA, 4203 nt
Organism: Leucoraja erinaceus (little skate)
Lineage: Eukaryota; Metazoa; Chordata; Chondrichthyes; Rajiformes; Rajidae
Exons: 3
Coding region: 94-2544 (816 amino acids)
Molecular function (GO): zinc ion binding; nucleic acid binding
Source: RefSeq, a predicted model, not a curated record